Molecule: messenger RNA, 429 nt
Organism: Mesocestoides corti
Lineage: Eukaryota; Metazoa; Platyhelminthes; Cestoda; Cyclophyllidea; Mesocestoididae
Source: the annotation of a GenBank genome assembly
AUGGUUGAGGAUGAAGCCUCAGGCAGUUCGGAUGGCCCCAAAAUUAAUCCAUACAAAAUGGGCACUUACGAUCUUGUUCGUAUGAGGAUUAACAAACUUAUGGAGAAACCGGAUGUUCCUGUUGUCAUACCGGAGUCCUCUCGUAAGAAACAGCCAAAAGCACCUCCAGAUUUCGUCCGAAAUGUGUGGGGAUCCGCUGCUGGUGUAGGUAGUGGCGACUUUCAUAUUUAUAGAGGCAUUCGAAGAAGAGAGUAUGCUCGCCUAGAGUUCAUCGAACAACAAGCUAAAGAGAAAGCCAAAGCAGACGCAUUUAAUGCUGAACACGAGGAGAAAAACCGUGCCAUUGAGGAAAAAACUGCCAAAAAACGUGCAAAGAGGCAGAAGCGGAAGGCUGCACUAAAACGCAAGCGCAGAGGUUUGAUUCCAUAA